Messenger RNA from Solea senegalensis (Senegalese sole), 2074 nucleotides. RefSeq names its product MAPK activated protein kinase 3 (gene mapkapk3). The record is from RefSeq and is a predicted model, not a curated record. Gene Ontology annotation, molecular function: mitogen-activated protein kinase binding; calcium-dependent protein serine/threonine kinase activity; calcium/calmodulin-dependent protein kinase activity. Gene Ontology annotation, biological process: peptidyl-serine phosphorylation; protein autophosphorylation; toll-like receptor signaling pathway. The coding region runs from base 388 to 1665 and encodes 425 amino acids. The transcript has 11 exons. NCBI's taxonomy places the organism in Eukaryota, Metazoa, Chordata, Actinopteri, Pleuronectiformes, Soleidae. Gene Ontology annotation, cellular component: nucleus; cytoplasm.
CUUGUACAGACAGUGACAGUGAAUGGCCAUGUGAGUAUUCAAGCAACGAGGAGUUCAGGAAACGAAGAUGAGCCGAGUGAAUCCAACACUUCUCUGACUAGACUUUGUUGUUUUGUUUCAUUCCGAUGAGCGGAAUUACCUUCACUGAUUUUCCUUUUCAAUACAUAUUUAAUUUUAGUGUCACAACAUUGUGUAGUUCAGUUGCUCACUUGUAGAUACAGUGUGGAGCGAGUCCUGACAGGCGCUUCAGACGCGCCAGAGGAUUCCGCAGCUUUUACGCAUUUACCGGAGCGCAGCUGGAGUCACAGGAGGAGGCGCAGCGCUGUGGUCACUUACUCACCGUCUUUCUUUCCCGAGCACCGCAGCUGACAACAGGUCGGUGUGAACAUGCUGCACAAUGGAAACGGGACGGAGAAACCGCUGCAAGCUCCGAAGGCUGAGGCAGAGCCGGACUCACCGAGCCCACCAGAGCGGCAGCAGCAGCCCGAUCUCCCCGCAGCAGCAGCAGCAGCAGCAGGUGACCACAAGGACCCGGGCUCCGUGUCCACUCACUUUCCUCUGCCCGUUUACCCCAAACUGGAGAUAAAGCGCAACGCAGUGACGGACGAUUAUAAGAUCUCCAGUCAGGUUCUGGGCUUAGGGAUCAAUGGCAAAGUGUUGGAGUGUUUCAACAAGAAGACUGGAGCCAAGUGCGCACUGAAGAUCCUGUAUGACAGUCCCAAAGCGAGACGAGAGGUGGAGCUUCACUGGCGAGUGUCGGCAGGACCGUACAUUGUUCGCAUCCUCAACCUGUACGAAAACAUGCAUCAUGGGAAGAAAUGUCUGCUCAUCAUCAUGGAGUGCAUGGAGGGAGGAGAGCUGUUCAGCCGAAUCCAGGCCAGAGGAGACCAGGCCUUCACUGAGAAAGAGGCGUCUGAGAUUAUGAGAGACAUCGGCACGGCCAUCAAGUUUCUCCAUGACAUGGACAUCGCCCACAGAGACAUCAAGCCAGAGAACCUGUUGUACCAGUCUAAAAACCUAAAUUCAGUCCUCAAACUGACAGACUUUGGCUUCGCUAAGGAGACGACACUACACAACCCUCUCCAGACUCCCUGCUAUACACCUUACUAUGUCGCUCCUGAGGUUUUGGGUCCAGAGAAAUAUGACAAAUCAUGUGACAUGUGGUCGCUUGGCGUCAUCAUGUACAUCCUGUUGUGCGGCUUUCCUCCAUUUUACUCCAACACGGGUCAGGCCAUUUCACCAGGGAUGAAGAGGAGGAUCAGGAUGGGCCAGUACGAGUUCCCCAAACCAGAGUGGGCUGAGGUGUCACAGGAAGCUAAAGAUCUGAUCCACCAGCUUCUGAAGACAGAACCUACAGAGAGAAUGACCAUCGCUCAGUUCAUGAACCAUCCUUGGAUUACUCAGUCCGUGACGGUUCCCUCCACACCACUCCACACCACCCGGGUUCUGACUGAAGACAGAGAGAUGUGGGAGGAUGUGAAGGAGGAGAUGACCAGUGCGUUGGCCACCAUGCGUGUGGACUACGACCAGGUGAAGAUCAAGGACCUGGACACGUCCAGCAACCCUCUGCUCAACAAGAGGCGUAAGAAAGCAGCAGCAGGAGGCAAGAGCGUCUCCACCGUCUGCCAGAACAGAGAGAGAGAGCUGCUCUGGACUCAUGAGUGACUGAAUGUGAAGAGCGUGUUCUCUGGAAUUAAAAGGAACUUCAUAGAUCAAAGCGACUGGACAUUUUCACGACACGUGUGGUAGAACUCCACGGCUCUGCCUGUUUUUAAUUAUUAUUGUUAUUUAUGUGAUUUUUAGAUCCUGGCUGCAAACGUCAUGUACCGUCGAGUAUUUGUAGUGAUGGUGUUUCGUGUUUAUUCGAAUGCUGCAUUACCUGUUUUUAAGUCUCUUGUGUAGGAACGCACCAGCGUGACGGUCACACACACGCACACAGACGGACAAACCCACUGUGGACAGACUGUGAAGCUCGAACACUCAGUAUGACCUGUGUUGUCUUAAUAUUGUCUGUCGUCUGCUGUUUCUUUUCAGGGAUUAAAAAGUCUUGUCAAUAAAAUGUAUCCUUCAUAAA